AUGAUGGGCCGGGGCGUUGUGGCGGCGGCAUUCCUGGUGCUGCUUGUCGCGCCGUUCGUCGCGGAGGCGAGAGGGCUGCGCGCGCACACCUCGACAUCCUGCGACACGAACUCCAAGGCCGCUCUGUUCCUCACGAGCGGCAGCGGCUACGCGUCUGCUACUGCAUACUGCGAGGCUGAGGCAAAGGCGAAAGACGCCGUCUACAAGGUCGUCACGGAUUGGGUGCACAAAGUGUACGACGCUCCUAAGCACGGCUGCACCGCCGCCGAGAUCAAGAUAGCCGUCGAAGGAUUCGCCCAGGCCACAGCUCGUGCCUUCGCCGACGUCCGUGCCUCGGCCGAGAUUCAGGGCACUGGCAAGGCGUGCGCCGGCGGCUCCGCCGAGGGCGACGCCUUUGCCGCCGCCGUCUUGGACGUCGCCCUGGAGGCCACCCUCACCGUGGUGCACGAGAAGCGCGGCUACGCCGAGAAGGAGAGGGUCCAGAAGGCCCUCAACCAGGCGUCUGGGGAGGUCUCCGGCAGGGCCGUGUCUGCUGCCAUUGCUUCCGCCUGGGCGGCCGCUUCCGAGUCGGUGUGCACCAAGGGAUACAAGGUGGAGGCGUCCGAGUCGGCCCUCGGGCAGCAGGUCCGCACCAUCGUGGCCAAGCUGUUCGGAGAAAUCGCCGUGACGCUCUGCGAGGAGCCAAUUGACGAGUACGAGACCACCGGCGAGAGCACCACUUCGGAGUCCACCUCCACCAUCUCCGGCGAGAUUAAGGAUGACGAGUUCGCUGUCGUGGAGGGCAACGCCGGUGUUGGCGAGGACGACGUCAAGCCAUGUGAGGGCCUGAAGGGCAAAAUCUGCUGCAGGAACUACUACCAGGACAAGGACACGUGCCGAUGCGGAAUGAGGUGCCAAAUGGAGACACUUGUUGACUACUCUCCCGUUACCAAAGUUAAGAUCUGGGAAGACAAGAAGGGCGAGAAGUGCAUGUGUGUCUACUGA
Ostreobium quekettii is the source of this 984-nucleotide messenger RNA. The record is from the annotation of a GenBank genome assembly. NCBI's taxonomy places the organism in Eukaryota, Viridiplantae, Chlorophyta, Ulvophyceae, Bryopsidales, Ostreobiaceae.